Paramisgurnus dabryanus is the source of this 2237-nucleotide messenger RNA. RefSeq names its product lymphocyte cytosolic protein 2a (gene lcp2a). The record is from RefSeq and is a predicted model, not a curated record. NCBI's taxonomy places the organism in Eukaryota, Metazoa, Chordata, Actinopteri, Cypriniformes, Cobitidae. Gene Ontology annotation, molecular function: protein binding. Gene Ontology annotation, biological process: cell surface receptor protein tyrosine kinase signaling pathway; intracellular signal transduction.
AUUAUAAUUUUUUUGUUGAUUUACCUCUAUUUUUCGUCUCUCUAUUUUUUGUCCUCCUUGCUUUUGAUUUGUUAUUUAAACACUAAUUUGAUUUUAUAUUUCAUAUUUUUGAAACGUAACAUCAAUUUUUGGUAGUGCACGUGUCUGUCUGUCUCCUCAUGAGCUUGGUGGACGUGAUGUCUGACACCGUGUGAACUUGUUAUGAGAGAAGCUACAGUUCUUCAAUGAGGAUAUCAGGAACUUUAUACUCAUCAUUAAAACCAUUAUAUUUGAAGCAAUGAGUUGUGACAGCGUUCCAUCCAAAUCAGAAGUCCAAAGCUGGGAUUCACAUCGGUUAGCAGACUUUCUGAAGAAAAGAGGUCUCACUGGAUGUGAUAAGGUUGUAACUCGAUAUAACAUAAAUGGACAACGGUUCUUGAGUAUGUCAGAAAAUGACCAUCAAAAGUUUCCUAAGCUUCAUGCACCGCUUGUCUCCAAAAUUUGUCAGGAAAUCAACAAAGAGAAGAAGAGAUUCUUUCCAACAAUGCCAACAAUAAAGACACAACCAGUUCCCAGCUAUCCGCAACCAACAGUUGAGAACACGCAUCAUGACAAUCAAGCAUGGGAUUCUGAGGAGUUUGAGAGUGAGGACGAUUAUGAAAAUCCGAAUUCUAAUAGUGAAGACGAGGCUAGCGGUGGAGAUUAUGAGACCCCUGAAGAUGCAACAGACAGUGACAACUACGAGCCCCCUCCAAGUGAACCUCCCGAUAACAGCCCACAUAUACUUCCUGCUAAAUCCAUGGAGAACAGCGAUUAUAUCGAUAAUAACCGUAGCCGUGGGAAGGGCAGGGCUCAUCCACCUGUGCCUCCAGAACGCCCUGGACCCCCAGAACGCCCUGGACCCGGUCUACCUCUUCCUCCUGUAGAGCGACCAAUUGUUGGACAACAUCCAAGAGAAGAGCGGACACCAAAAAGACCCCCUGCACCUGCUGUGGAUCGCAGAACCAAGCCUGGAGCACAGGACAGAGCCCAUCCUCCUCCUGUACCAGGUGGCAGUAGUUCACUGGACAGAGGUACCCAGCCACUAAGAAACAUUGCUGCUCCUCACAGACCUGCAGUAGAGAUUCCAGCAGAUCCAAUGAGAAUUCCCAAACCGUCACUCCCUCCAUCUGGAGUACGUAGGAGCGCCUCAUCCGUCACACCGGGCUAUACUCAAAACAGCAAACAACUUGAUCACAGAAACGAGUUUCAAGAUGACACUGCCAGACAAACCUCCAACACAUUUCCAAUGCACGCCCGAAAUCCAUCACCAAGACCGCCAGGAACACACGGACAGCCUUUUCAAAGAGACAGUGUUAGUCCAAGUCGAUCGCUACCAGCAAAACUACAAGAGGCUAUGACCGCUCAUCUGAAUAGUACAAGAGCAGCACCAGCACCACCACCUCAGGCUGACAUGGGGGGCAAACAGGAUAUGGAUCCAUCUUGGUAUGUGGGACAAAUCAGCCGGGGUGAGGCGGAGAGAUGUCUGAGAAAAGUUAACAGGGAUGGGACCUUCCUGGUGCGAGACAGCUCAAAUCGCACCUCUAACCAGCCCUACACACUUGUGGUACUUUACCAGGAUAAAGUUUACAACAUUCAGAUCCGCAGAACCCACGAAGGCUUUAUGCUUGGCACUGGUCUAAAAUCCUCAGAGACUUUUGAAAGGGUGAUUGACAUUAUCAACCAGCACAGACACAUGCCACUCCUUCUCAUUGAUGCCAAGAACCGAGUAUCAGGUCAACAGAACCAAUGUGCUCUGAUGUACCCAGCCGGAUAUUAAAUCUUUACCCAGGGAUCAUUUUUACAGGAUGGAAAUACAUCAUUGCAGCAACAUCUCUUGAUGGAUAUUUGAUUCAAUGUUUCUUUACUGAAACAAACUGAUGACAAUUACACAAUUUCAUGAAAUUUCAUAUGUUUCAAAUGUUUAUACACACUGAAAAAUCCUAGGUCGUUUCAAACCAUGGUUGGGUCAUACAUGGACAAUUUCUUGGUUAAUUUAAUACAAACCCAGCAUUUUAAGAGUGUAUAUUAAUAUUGUUUCGCUAUUAUACAAGUUUUCAUUAUAUCUCAAACUUAUUAACCUAGGGUAUUUUCUUCCUUUUUGUUUUAACUGAUCUAUGACUUUCUAUAAGUGACUUUUUGUUGCGUUGGUGCCACGUGAUCAUUAAAUCUGUAUGUAUAUUGAUAACGCAAUAAAGAUUACUCUAUACAUUUAAUAA